Messenger RNA from Mercenaria mercenaria, 5238 nucleotides. RefSeq lists its product as uncharacterized. The record is from RefSeq and is a predicted model, not a curated record. The transcript has 2 exons. Gene Ontology annotation, biological process: DNA integration. Gene Ontology annotation, molecular function: nucleic acid binding. The coding region runs from base 1 to 5238 and encodes 1745 amino acids. Lineage: Eukaryota; Metazoa; Mollusca; Bivalvia; Venerida; Veneridae.
AUGAAAAUAGAGAAGUUGCGUUCGAUCCGAGAGGGACAUUAUAGAGUUAUUUCGAAUCAGUUAGCAAAAAUCGAAGCGGCGAAGGAGAAUGCGAAUUGGAUAGAAUUCAACACGAUUAUCGAUGCGACAUCGCAGAAGCUAGAAGUAAUUAAAUCACUUAAUGAGAAGAUUCUAGAAGCUACAGAAGUGGCGGAGAUCGAAGAUGAAAUUGUGAACGCAGAGGAGUUUUGUUUGGGUAUUGAAGUCAAACUACGAUAUUUCGAGGACUUGAGCAAAAAUUCGACCAGCGGAGAAGACGAGCAGACGACCCAAAGCCCAGACGACAACGGAAACAACGCGAACAGGCCAACAGAAUCAGAGGUAAAUCAAGCUGCAAGCCAAAAUGUGAGUAGGUCUUUUUCAAAUGCUUCACUUUAUCAGAGACUUCCAAAAUUAUCACUUCCGGUUUUCAGUGGUGAUAUCCUUGAGUGGCAAAGUUUUUGGGACUCUUACGAAUCUACAGUACAUUUGAAUCCAAACUUAACUGAAGUGCAGAAAUUUAGCUAUUUGAAGACGCAGCUUGAAGGCAGUGCAGCCCAAGUUAUUCAAGGAUUUGCCCUUACACACGCAAACUACAUUCAAGCGAUUGAUUUGUUGAAAGAGAGAUUUGGACAGUCUCAUAAAAUAAUUCAUGCAUACAUACAAGCUUUGCUUAAUUUACCAGCCCCAAGUAAUACGCUUCAGAGCAUGAGGAAUUACACAGACAAAUUAGAGGCUUAUGUUCGAUGGUUAGAGUCGCUUGGUCAGUGCCAGAGUACGUACGGAACUCUAUUAGUGCCAGUGAUAAUUAAUAAACUUCCGUCGGAUGUACGCAAGAAUUUAGCGCGAGAACAUGGUAGUGAUAAUUGGCAUUUGGAAGAUUUACGGAAAGCGUUAUACCGUGAGUUGAAUAUCAUGGAAGCGGGGCAGGCCCAAGAAGCAGCAGAUUACUAUGCACCUACAGCAUCUUUUUUCACAAACGCACAGUCCAAAUCCAAAACCGGAAGUAGACAGAAACCAGCAUACAUUGCGCGCAGUGAUCAGAAACAGUGUAUUCACUGCAAAGAAAAUCACCAUGCCAACCACUGUUCAAAGGUCCCUGAUGUGAAAGCCCGUAAAGACAUUAUUAAGAAGAAACGUUUGUGCUUUAACUGUUUGAAAAACCACCAAGUGGUAAACUGCCGUUCGAACUUUCGAUGUCUGAAAUGUAAAAGAAAACACCACACUAGCAUUUGUGAAAAUGGUACGGAUACCAAGGAAAAUAUUGGCACAAGCAACGCAGUACAACUUAUUGCAGCAAGUCAGCCAGCCAGCCAGUCUGAGGCAGCCAUUUUGCAUUCUGCGUUUGAACCCCGACCAGAAGUUUUACUGAAGACCGCCGUUGCAGAAGUUUGUGCUGGAGAUAAUUACGCCCAAGCGAAUAUUUUGUUUGAUGAAGGGGCUCAGCGUUCAUUCAUAUCGGAGAAGCUCGCUCAAACACUAAAAGUCAAACCCAGUGGUAGCACAGCCAUCAGUUUAGCAACUUUCGGAGACACAUCACAGAAUCAGAGACACCUAGAUACUACAACCAUUUAUUUUAUGUUUUUCGAUGUUGGAGCCAAGAUUCCACUUCAAGUGAUGAUCAUUCCGACAAUUGCCGUCCCCUUACGGAAUAUUCCGAAUUCUGUCCUGUCUUUACCACACCUGAGAAACCUGAAGUUAGCACAUCCCAUGAUAGAUGAAGACCAGUUUGAUAUUUCAUUAUUGAUAGGAGCCGACCAUUACUGGAGCAUCGUAGGUAACCAGACGAUUCGAGGUAACGGGCCUACAGCCGUAAGUUCGAGCAUUGGUUAUUUAUUGUCAGGUCCAGUUGAAACAACCAGUGUUAUUACACAGUCUUGUUUUGCCCUAAAUGUGAUGACAUCAGAUAUAGACCGAUUCUGGAAACUAGAGUCUAUUGGAAUAAUUCCCGAAGACGACCAAGGUAAAGAUAAAUUACAGUCAUAUCAAGAGAAUGCUAUUAAGUUUACCGACGGAAAGUAUGAAGCUAAACUACCCUGGAAAGAAGACCACGCCCAUCUCCCUACAAACUAUGAAGUAACUAGGAGAAGAACCGAAUCCCUGAUAAGUCGACUACGCCGAGAACCUCAGAUUCUAGAGAAGUAUGCAGAGAUACUACAAGAACAAGAGAGAAGAGAUUUCAUUGAGAAAGUUGACGAUAAUGAGAAACUACCCCCGCAAGUAAACUAUACUCCCCACCAUGCAGUCAGAAAAGAUUCCUCCACCACGCCCAUUCGUAUAGUGUAUGAUUGUAGUUGUAGGGAAUCAAUUCAUUCCCCAAGCUUGAACGACUGCCUUGACUCCACCCCACCCUCACUAAAUGAUCUAUCACAAAUUCUAGUAAGAUUCCGACUUGGAAACUACGCAGUAUCAACAGAUAUAGAGAAAGCAUUCCUGAAUGUACGCCUAGAAAAAGAAGACAGAGAUGUGACAAGAUUUUUAUGGUUGAGUGAUCCGAGUAAUCCAGAUAGCCCGUUAUCAGCAUACCGAUUCAAAGCCAUUCUAUUCGGUGCAACUUGCUCCCCAUUUAAACUCAGUGCUACACUACUCAAACAUCUUGACAACAACGCCAACAGCUGGGUCAGCAGAUUCCUGAAGAGAGACUUAUACGUAGACAACAUAUUAUCGAGUUUCCAAACAGAAGAUGAAGUUUUGAGGUACUUUCGAGACACAAGGGAUCUGAUGCUACAAGGAGGAUUCAACCUGAGAUCAUGGGCAUCAAACAGUCAAUGCUUACAAGUAGCCGCCACAGAAGAAGGUGUCCUUGACAGCGACAAAAUAACAAAAAUUCUAGGCAUGCUUUGGACUACCAAUACAGAUGAGAUAUCAUACCCGAACAGAGACAUUCCAAUAACCCCAAAUGUGACUAAACGCACUAUUUUGCAGUUUACAUCCCGAGUAUACGACCCACUUGGCUUACUAAGCCCAGUAUUAAUACGCGCGAAAAUUCUACUCCAAGAUCUAUGGAAAGGCAAGCACACGUGGGAUAAAGUUUUACCAGACGGCAUCUAUAAGAAAUGGCUCCAUAUUGCACGUGACGUAAAUGACGUAAUGGAAAUGAGAAUCCCCCGCUGCCUCUUCAAUUCAUACGAUACAGACGAUAAACACCCAACAGCAGAUGAUACUAUCCUACACGUUUUUGUUGAUGCUAGUAUCCAAGCUUACGGCGCGACAGCUUACCUUUGCAGACGACAACAAUCGACUCUAGUGAUGGCAAAAUCCCGUGUGGCACCCUUGAAGAAAAUCACAUUGCCAAAGUUAGAACUGAUGGCAGCCGUGAUUGGAGCACGUUUAGCGAGACACAUUCUACAAGCGAUAGACAUACAAGAUGUGAUAUUUUGGUCAGACAGUCAAAUCGUGUUACACUGGUUGAGCACCUCGAGACCGGUAAACAGAUUCGUCCAAAAUAGAGUUACAGAGAUAAGAGACCUAACCCAGAACCGGAAGUGGAAAUACUGUCCCACAAAACACAAUCCAGCCGACCUUCUCACAAGAGGUAUCACAGCAUCCCAGUUCAUAAACAAUCACCUAUGGAUGCAUGGUCCAGACUGGUUAACUUACCAAACUCAGUGGCCUGUAUGGAUGCAGGCAGACACCAUCACCAUGGCAACCUUUACAGACGAGACGCAAGAAACAGAUGAACAUCCGUUUCCACGCAGUCUACUUCAAGACAGUCUACACGUUUUAAUAGACUUGUCAAGGUACAACAGCUAUAGAAAACUUAUUCGAGUCACUGCAUACGUUCUUAGAUUUAUAAACAACUGCAGGGCCGUCACCAUACGACGAAGAGACCCUUUAAACGUAAUAGAACUCCAGAACGCAGAGCACAAGUGGCUACAGAAUUGCCAGCACACUGAAUAUGCCAGAGAAAUAUCCAGCCUGAAGACCUCUGAGAAGAGACUACCCAUAGUGCGCCAGUUGAAACUAUUUCUUGACGACAGAGGAGAUUUACGUUGUGGCGGGAGAAUACAAAACGCCCCAUUGGAAUAUGCUACCAAGUUCCCAUACUUACUUCCCCCCAAACACACACUGACACGCCUGAUUGUUCGAGACGUCCAUACCCGCCAUCUACAUACGGGAGAGAACGCUACCAUAACUUACUUACGUCAGAAGUACUGGAUUCCUUCCAUUCGCAGAUGUGUCCAGACAGAGAUACGAAAAUGUGUGACAUGCAAAAGAAUUAAUGGUAAACCAUACCCAGCCCCAGAUCCCCCACCCCUACCGAAAUUUCGACUAGAAGACAGCGCCCCAUUUACGGUAACAGGAGUGGAUUUUACCGGUGCACUACAUGUAAAAGAUCAACGUGGAAAUAUGAGUAAAGCGUACAUAUGCCUUUUCACGUGCGCUUCUACUAGAGCAUUACAUUUAGAAGUAGUCCAGAAUUUGACUGAAAGUUCCUUCAUGCAAGCGUUUAGAAGAUUUUGCAGCAGGAAAUCAUUACCACACAUAAUGGUUUCUGACAAUGCAGCUACAUACCAGGCAGCAUCAAGGCAUCUGCGUCAAUUAUUCGAUUCCCAGUCCAUGAAAGAAGCCCUCAACCAAGAAGGAACACAAUGGUAUUUCAUCCCAGCUAGAGCCCCAUGGUACGGUGGGUGGUGGGAGCGCCUGAUAGGUUUAACCAAGAUCACGCUAAAGAAAGUUCUCGGGCGUCGAUGCAUUAAUUUAGAAGAACUUCAAACGAUAACCACGGAAGUAGAAGCUGUACUCAAUGAUCGACCGAUUACAUACGUGACGUCAGAUGAUUCAGAUCCACAACCGUUAACGCCGGCACACUUAUUAUACGGCCGGCAGGUGAAGAGUUUACCGACGAAGAAUGUACCAAUAGAAUCGGUAUCAGAUCCAGCAGUUGGCAACCGUUCCAGUAUUACUAGACGAGCCAGGGUCCAGAAGGAACUAAUCGAGCACUUCCGGGAACGAUGGCGCCACGAGUAUUUGACGGCGUUGCGCGAGUAUCACCGAGUGACGGGUAACAAUAAGCAGACGAUAUCAGUAGGUGAUGUAAUACAGAUCCAUGAUGACACACCUCGUGCGCGGUGGAGAUUAGGUGUGGUACACGAACUUAUAUAUGGGAAAGAUGGACUGAUUCGUGCAGCCAAAGUAAAAUCGAAUAGUGGAAUAUCAGUGAGACCAAUUAUAAAACUGUAUCCGUUGGAAACAAAGUGUCUCCGUGUGUAUCAGUAA